CUGUCCUUGCGGCAGGAGUGGCCCUCAGCACCGCGCCCCCCGACCCUCAGGCCCGGACCGCAGGGCUGGGGUCCCCGCCAUCACGGAACUGACUCCCUUCGGGCUGGGCCCUCCGAGCCGGGCGCUCACACUCAGCGCGGCGGUCCCCGCACACCCCUAGCCGGCAUCCCAGGCAGGAGUCGGGGGUCGUGGCUGCCGGGAGCCCCUGCUGCGUCCACCUGUCGGAUCGGGGAGGAACUAUCGAGUUCCCAGCGUCUUGCGCUGCUCCGCUUCAAGAACAAGUUUCUUUCCCCUCUCCGUUGGAAAGCUUGUCCCGGGUCUCCAGAAGUCAUCAGCCCGUGUGUUCCUCUUCAGUUCCGUGGGGACCCUUAGACCCCGUAUCGGGGCCGAGAAUCUCACGUUCUUGACUUGGCUUUUUAUCCCCUUUGGGAGACAAAGUUUGCCCCCGGAAGCCCCCUUUGCGCGUAGCUGACACCGCAUGCCUAGGACCUUAUCCACUUGAGUCACAAGCUCCAAGGUUGCUUCUAUGUGAUCCCUCCCGUCGCACCCCCCGCCUCGACCCUCAAAUCCGAGCUCCCAGUUUGCUCUGGGCUCCAGUCUCCAGCCCCCAGCGGUUCUGGUCAGUCCCACCCUCAGGGUGGGAGUGGCCGGGGGCUCUGGCCCGGGAUUCCCCACCCUGGAAGGCAACUGCAAGACAGCCAGGGAAUUGGGCGUAGGGUACGAACCUGGCGGCUCAGGAGUGGCGGCCCCACUCACCCCACACAAGAAAAUGAAGAAACGCAGAGAGCUCAAUGCCUUGAUCGGCUUGGCUGGGGACAGCCGCCGAAAGAAAUCCAAGAAAGGCUCGAGCAGCCACCGUCUGCUUCGCACGGAGCCCCCCGACUCGGACACAGAGUCCAGCUCCGAGGAGGAAGAGGAGUUUGGUGUGGCUGGAAAUCGCUCGCGCUUUGUCAAGGGAGACUAUUUACGAUGCUGCAAGAUCUGUUACCCACUCUGUGCUUUUGUCAUCCUCGCUGCCUGUGUCGUGGCCUGCGUUGGCUUGGUGUGGAUGCAGGUUGCUCUCAAAGAGGACCUGGAUGCCCUCAAGGAAAAAUUCAGGACAAUGGAAUCUAAUCAGAAAAACUCAUUUCAAGAAAUCCCCAAACUCAAUGAAGACCUACUCACCAAGCAAAAGCAACUUGAAAAGAUUGAAUCUGGAGAGCUGGGCUUAAGCAAAAUCUGGAUAAACAUCACGGAAAUGAAUAAGCAGAUUUCUCUGUUGACUUCUGCAGUAAACCACCUCAAAGCCAAUGUUAAGUCAGCUGCAGACUUGAUUAGCCUGCCUGCCACUGUGGAGGGGCUUCAGAAGAGUGUGGCUUCCAUUGGCAAUACAUUAAACAGUGUCCGUCUUGCUGUGGAGGCAAUGCAGAAGACUGUGGAUGAGCAAAAGAAAACCAUGGAGUUACUGCAGAAUGACAUGAACCAACACUUCUCAAAGGAGACCAGUGGGGGCAACCAGAUCAUUUCAUCACCUUCAGUUACAUCAGAACUGGACAAUAAGACCCACAGUGAAAAUCUGAAGCAGGAUAUCCUGUACCUUCACAACUCUUUAGAGGAGGUUAACAGUGUCCUGGUGGGGUACCAGAGACAGAAUGAUCUUAAACUCGCGGGGAUGAAAGAGACAGUCAGUAAUCUUACCCAGAGAGUGAACCUGAUAGAAAGCGAUGUUGCUAUGAGCAAGGUAGAAAGGAGAGCGAACCUGUCCUUCAGCACGAUGGAUGAUAGAGCUGCCACUCUGAAAAGAGAAUCUUUUGAUCAAGUGACCAACAGAACAGAACCAUUAAAAACCCAAAGCAAAAAGAAAGAAGAUAACUCAAAUUCUCAGGUAUCCAAGCUAAAGGAGAAACUGCAGCUGAUUAGUGCCCUCACCAACAAACCUGAGAGCAACAGGCCUCCAGAGAACACCGAGGAAGAGCAAAUUCAGAAUUCCACAUCAAAGCCAUCAGCAUUGCCAAAAUCUUCAAAGUCUUCAGGAGACCGAAUUGAGAAAGCUGCCCAACCAAGAACUGUCUUCCUGCCAGGAGUUUCUAGCAUUGAAGAUCUUCAAGAUUUAUUCCACAAGAUUGGCCAGGAUGAGGAUGGGAAGCUGACCUACCAGGAAAUAUCCCAGGCCCUGGGUUCUGCCACACCGGAACCAGAGUCCUUGAGAACGCUGGACUCUGAUGGAGAUGGGAGAUACUCAUUCCUGGAGCUAACAGCCGCUGUAGAUGUCUAGCCUUAGCAGGCCUGGUUCACAAUGGAGAUACAUCCUGGACUACCGAAAGUCUAUUUACCUAACAGAAAUAACCCUUUGACUUACCCAUCACUCCUCCAGACUACUGUAGCAGACACUUUGCCUCCUUUUAACUUGUUUGAAGAAGCUAUAUAAAAGUUAUUUUUUUAAAAAAGAGACCAUUUUACUUAUACAAUGAUGUUAAGAACUCUAUGAUUUCCAGAAGCCAGUGAGAUCUUACAUUUUUAGAUUUCCA
Ochotona princeps (American pika) is the source of this 2507-nucleotide messenger RNA. RefSeq names its product EF-hand calcium binding domain 14 (gene EFCAB14). Gene Ontology annotation, molecular function: calcium ion binding. The record is from RefSeq and is a predicted model, not a curated record. Bases 770 to 2254 code for a protein of 494 amino acids. NCBI's taxonomy places the organism in Eukaryota, Metazoa, Chordata, Mammalia, Lagomorpha, Ochotonidae. The transcript is spliced from 11 exons.